Messenger RNA from Rosa rugosa (rugosa rose), 3325 nucleotides. RefSeq names its product potassium channel AKT1. Bases 274 to 2949 code for a protein of 891 amino acids. The record is from RefSeq and is a predicted model, not a curated record. The transcript is spliced from 11 exons. Gene Ontology annotation, biological process: transmembrane transport; potassium ion transport. Lineage: Eukaryota; Viridiplantae; Streptophyta; Magnoliopsida; Rosales; Rosaceae. Gene Ontology annotation, cellular component: membrane. Gene Ontology annotation, molecular function: protein binding; voltage-gated potassium channel activity.
GUCCGAUAUAGAAACCAACCGUAAACGAUGGCUAUAUUGGCACCCAGCGCAGAGAAACAUACAGACGUGACGGUGUGAGCGUAGCGAGCCCAACCGAAUUAAGCGCACCGUUUUAUUAUAUACCAAAAAUAUUACAAGGAGUCUCGAGGAGACCGAGCACCUUAUUUAUAGCGAUCUUUGGGGCUAGGCCCAGAGAGACGAGAGCUCUCUUCUUUCUCUAACUCAAAGCCACCAACAAUCCCGACACAAACCAACUUUGCUUCAGGUCCAGCAAUGGCGUUUACUGGUGUUUCAAUGUGCGGCCAAGAGCAGCUAGACUUGUCCAGAGACGGCAGCCACUACAGUCUCUCCACCGGAAUACUGCCGUCGCUCGGCGCCAGGUCUAGUAAUCGGAGAGUCAAGCUCGGCCGGUUUAUUGUUUCGCCUUACGACCGGCGAUACAGAAUUUGGGAGACAUUUCUUGUUGUUCUGGUCAUCUACACUGCUUGGGUCUCCCCCUUCGAAUUUGGCUUUCUUAACAAGCCACAGGGACCACUCUCCAUUAUUGACAAUAUUGUCAAUGGCUUCUUUGCUAUAGAUAUUGUUCUUACAUUCUUUGUGGCUUACCUGGAUAAGGCUACAUAUCUACUUGUUGACGAUCAAAAGAAGAUUGCUUGGAAGUACGCAAGUACGUGGUUGAUCUUUGAUGUCAUAUCCACAAUUCCUACUGAACUUGCUAGGAAGAUUUCCCCUAAACCUUUCCGGUCAUAUGGCUUUUUCAACAUGCUCCGUCUUUGGCGUCUUAGAAGAGUUAGUGCUCUAUUUUCCAGAUUGGAGAAAGAUAGGAACUAUAAUUACUUUUGGGUUCGUUGUGCAAAACUUAUUUGUGUCACCCUGUUUGCGGUUCACUGUGCUGGAUGCUUCUAUUACCUUCUUGCAGCCCGUUACCGUGACCCCAAGAACACAUGGAUUGGAAAAACAAUGGAAGAUUUUCUUCAUCAAAGUCUGUGGAUUCGAUAUGUGACUACAGUUUAUUGGUCUAUCACUACACUCACAACCGUUGGCUACGGAGAUUUGCAUCCUGUCAAUACAAGGGAGAUGAUCUUUGACAUAUUCUACAUGCUUUUCAACCUUGGCUUGACAUCAUACUUGAUUGGAAAUAUGACCAACUUGGUUGUCCAUGGGACCAGUCGAACACGAAAAUUUAGGGAUACCAUACAAGCUGCCUCCAGUUUUGCACAAAGGAACCAACUGCCUGUUCGCCUGCAGGAUCAGAUGCUUGCCCACUUGUGUCUGAAGUUCAGGACAGAUGCAGAGGGACUCCAGCAACAAGAGACUCUUGAUUCACUUCCGAAAGCCAUACGCUCAAGUAUUUCACAUUAUCUGUUUUACUCUCUUGUCGAUAAGGUGUACUUGUUUCAUGGUGUUUCAAAUGACUUGCUUUUUCAGUUGGUCUCAGAGAUGAAAGCUGAGUAUUUUCCUCCCAAAGAAGAUGUAAUAUUGCAGAAUGAAGCACCUACAGAUUUCUACAUACUUGUCACUGGUGCUGCGGAUUUAGUGGUCCUCAAGAAUGGAGUUGAACAGGUCAUUGGUGAGGCAAAAACUGGUGAUCUUAUUGGUGAAAUUGGGGUACUCUGUUAUAGGCCACAGCUUUUUACCGUUAGGACCAAAAGAUUGAGUCAGCUACUCCGGCUGAACCGAACUACAUUCUUAAGCAUAGUUCAAGCUAAUGUUGGGGAUGGAACUAUAAUAAUGAAUAACCUCCUCCAGCAUUUGAAAGAGGUCAAGGAUCCAUAUAUGGAGGGAGUUUUGCUGGAGACUGAGAACAUGCUAGCACGUGGUAGACUGGAUCUACCUCUCAGUCUAUGCUUUGCAGCAAUUAGAGGAGAUGACUUGCUGUUGCAUCAGUUGUUGAGACGGGGUUUGGAUCCAAAUGAAUCAGACAAUAAUGGCAGAACAGCUCUGCAUAUAGCUGCAUCCCAAGGAAGUGAGAACUGUGUGCUUCUACUAUUGGACUAUGGAGCACUUCCUAACAGUAGAGACUCGGAGGGAAAUGUACCACUUUGGGAGGCAAUACAGAACGAUCAUGAAUCGAUUGCCAAACUGCUGGUGGACAACGGUGCAACUUUGAAUGCUGGGGAUGUUGGUCACUUUGCUUGCACUGCUGCUGAGCAAAACAGGUUGGACUUGCUCAAUGAAAUAGUUCAACAUGGAGGAGAUGUCACAGCUCCUAGAAGCAAUGGAACCACAGCUCUCCAUGUUGCAGUGUCCGAAGACAACAUUGAAAUUGUGAAAUUCCUUUUGGACAAAGGGGCAGAUAUUGACAAACCAGACCUCCAUGGCUGGACCGCGAGAGCUCUAGCCGAGCAACAAGGACAUGAAGAGAUAAAGAACCUUUUUGAAUCUAGUAAACAGCCUAAAGUUCAAUCUGUUAUCACCAUUCCUACUGAGCGAAAGACUGGAAUUCGCUUCCUUGGGAGAUUUACAAGCGAGCCAAAUAUCCAUCCUCCCUCCCAGGGAGGCGCAUUUCUAGUAGCAGAUGGGGGAUCAUGGGGCCGAAGCCGCCCAAGGCGUAGGACUAACAACUUCCACAACUCACUUUUUGGGAUGAUGUCAGCUGCACACACAGGGGAGAAGGAUUUGUUCUUCUCCUCAGUUAGGGAGACCGUCGAAACCACUCCUAAGGGUAUUGGGAGUAAUCCUAACCCUGCUAGAGUGACAAUUAGUUUCCCUGAAAAGGGUGAGGUUUCAGGGAAACUUGUAUUACUUCCUGCCAGUUUUGAGGAGUUACUCGAGGUUGGUGCUAAGAAAUUCGGUUUCACUCCGGCUAAAGUUCUGAGCAAAGAUGGAGGAGCUGAAAUUGACGAUAUAGAGGUGAUUAGAGAUGGUGAUCAUCUUAUAUUUGUCAGUGGCCAAGAUGAACGUCAAGAAUGUAAUAGCGAAGAUGCUCCGACUAAAAAAGAUGUGUAGUACAUGCAUGGGAAGAACAUUUUUGUUACCCUUUUCCUACUUUUGGUACCACAGACGACCAGAAGAUUAAGAUGUUGGGUAGAGAUGUGGAUUAAGAAGAAGAUAAGGAUAUGGCCAAGUGGGUAACCUCUUUUUCAACAUUGAUGGUUGAUCAUUACUCAAUGACAUAUGGCACUCCCAGUUUCUUUGGUUUCUUUUGGAUGUAACACCUUGGACCCAAAAGAGGUCCGAGAGAGAGAGAGAGAGAGAACAGGAUGUGCAAAUAUCAAUCUGACAGCAAAUGUACAUAAUUUUGUCUCAAGAGAAAAAAUCUUGGCGACGAUUACCUUGUCCAGUAAAGUUGUUCUACUAAUAUAACCUCUUUGCCGACAAAAUA